AUGGUCUCAAGCGUCGAUGCCAUCUACGAAGGCCGUAUUGUCUACACCCCUUCGAGUUUUAUGGAUAUUAUUCCAGAUCACUACAAACUCAAGCCUAUUUCGCUUUACAACCCACGCGAAGGGCCUUUACUGGACCAAUAUCGACUGCUUGUGCCUCGUACCAGGAACAUUCUCGAGGUUUUCCAGUUCCUGAUUCUGCUGGCUCUCUAUCUCUUUGUUAUGGCCGAGCGAAAGCCGGAGACUUUCACCGUCUUGGAAGGUUGUUUCGCUGUCUAUGCCUUUGGAUGGUCCCUCGACCAAUUUGCUACUAUUUUGGAGCAUGGCUGGCACGUUUACACCCAGAAUCUGUGGUCCUUCCUUGAUGUUGGCUUCAUUGGCAUCUAUAUUGUAUACGCUGUACUGCGCAUCCAUGGAGCCCGAGUCGGAGAACUUGUUCCAAAACAACAAGCUCUCGACGUACUUGCGAUGGGUGCCCCGGUGCUGGUCCCCCGUCUUGCCUUCAACUUGCUAUCGGAUAAUCUGGUUUUCCUCUCCUUGCGAUCCAUGAUGUCGGACUUUGUCCUUCUUACGUUUCUGUCAGCUUGGUGCUUCGGCGGCUUUCUACUGUCGCUUCUGUGGCUUGGUGAAGGUGCACAUCCUCCUGUCACUAUCAGUCCUGUCCUAAUGGUCGCUUUCGCCUUCCUGGGAAACACUUUGUUCCUCACCAUCCUUGUCUCGAUGCUUUCCAAUACAUUUAGCACGAUCGUUAAGAACGCGACUGCAGAGAUAAUGUUCCGCAAGGCUGUCUUGACACUAGAAGGAGUCAAGGGCGAUGCCAUCUUUGCGUACCAGCCCCCCUUCAACAUUCUAGCCGUCUUCAUCCUUAUUCCGCUCAAGUUCAUCCUCACCCCGCGAUGGUUCCAUAAGAUACAUGUAGCCAGCGUUCGGCUAGUCAACCUUCCGCUGCUACUGAUCAUCGCGGUGGCGGAACGCAGAAUCCUUUGGCCAGCGCCGCAGCCGGAGAAGAAACAGUCCAGCAGCCUGACGCUGUACCCGAGGGUCAAGCAAUGGUUCUGGGAGAAGUGGCGCAUAACGGCCCACCGCGACAUAAGAGCCGUGUUCGACCUGCCACCGCCCGAGUCCGUCGAGGAGGAGAUUGCGGUGGAUGACGAGCUUACACACCACCUCAUCCGGCGACAAUUCACCCGGUCCAUUACGAAUGACACCAUGAGGAAGAAGUCGCCUCUUAGGAGAGAUUCGAUGUUCCCGGGCGUGUCGUCCAAGUUGCGCGGGUCCUUUACGGGAAGCGAAGAUAUGCAGGACGUCGGCAGCAGAUUAGAUUCUCUCGAGCAAACGUCCCUGAGAAUCGAAGCCUUACUGGCGCGCAUGCUGGACGCCGAAGAUUACUCUGACCGAGGCUUCGGUACUGGGGAGAGUAGCACCCUUCGCGAUGGAGAAGCGCCUCUGACCCAGUCACCCAGUUAG
Molecule: messenger RNA, 1464 nt
Organism: Colletotrichum fioriniae
Lineage: Eukaryota; Fungi; Ascomycota; Sordariomycetes; Glomerellales; Glomerellaceae
Source: RefSeq, a predicted model, not a curated record